CUUGCUUCUUCUACUGUGGGCUCUUACGGCGAGCACUAUAAUAUGUCGCGGUCUGCUCGUGCUCCCACGGAAGCAGGAGAACUGGAGCAAGCUUAUAGGCAACGUCCGCCGUCGUUUUGUUCUCCUGGAGCCCGGUUCGAAAAUGAUCGCAGCCCGCCCGGAGCAGCUGAGCAAGUGGGCCGAGCCUCCGCUGGCGAUCGCUCUUAUUUUGCGG
Amoebophrya sp. A120 is the source of this 214-nucleotide messenger RNA. The record is from the annotation of a GenBank genome assembly. Lineage: Eukaryota; Dinophyceae; Syndiniales; Amoebophryaceae.